Messenger RNA from Alternaria ventricosa, 1092 nucleotides. RefSeq lists its product as uncharacterized. Bases 1 to 1092 code for a protein of 363 amino acids. The transcript has a single exon. Gene Ontology annotation, molecular function: alcohol dehydrogenase (NADP+) activity; zinc ion binding. NCBI's taxonomy places the organism in Eukaryota, Fungi, Ascomycota, Dothideomycetes, Pleosporales, Pleosporaceae. The record is from RefSeq and is a predicted model, not a curated record. Gene Ontology annotation, biological process: alcohol metabolic process.
AUGACCUCCCCUUCCGAAUUUCACGGCUGGCUGGGCCACGAUAAGAAUGCGGCACAAGGCAACAUGACAUGGUCGUCUUUCCAACCUAAGCCCUUCAACGCCAUCGAUAUCGACAUCAAAGUCUCCCAUUGCGGCAUCUGCGGCACCGACAUACACACCCUGCGAUCUGGCUGGGGCGCGACCCACUAUCCAGUAUGCGUCGGCCACGAAAUCGUCGGAAACGUCGUGCGUGCGGGAGACAAAGUCAAGAACCUGCGCUUAGGCGACAGAGUGGGCGUAGGCGCGCAGGCGUUCAGCUGCUUGAAGGACGACUGCGAGGAAUGUAGCGCGGGCAUUGAGCAGCAUUGUCCGAAGAUGGUGGGCACGUACAACGCGAAGUACCCGGAUGGAAGCUGGAGCAUGGGUGGAUAUGCAGACUACGUUCGCAUCCCAGCGCAUUUCGCUAUCAAGAUACCCGCUGGGUUGAAGAGCGAAGAAGCAGCGCCUAUGAUGUGCGGCGGCAUCACCGUCUAUGCGCCGCUGAAGAACAACGGCGCAGGUCCCGGGAAGAAGGUCGGAAUCGUAGGGCUAGGAGGUCUAGGCCAUUUCGGCGUCUUGUUCGCCAAAGCACUCGGCUGCGAGAAGGUUGUAGCGAUAAGCCGACGGAGGAACAAGGUCGACGACGCAAAAGCCAUGGGUGCAACGGAUUAUAUCGCCACCUCUGAAGACGACAAGUGGGCGCGCAACCACAGCCGAACCCUCGACCUCAUCAUCAGCACCGUCUCCUCCCCAGACAUGCCGCUCGAGUCCUAUCUCCGACUUCUCCGUACAGGCGGUUCAUUCAUUCAAGUCGGCGCACCAGAAGACAAGCUUCCUCAAAUCGCAGCGUUUGGUCUUAUCGGCAAAGGAUGCAAGAUCGGGGGUAGCCAGAUUGGCAGUCCCAAGGAGAUUGAGGAGAUGCUUCAGUUUGCGGCUGAUAAGGGGAUUAAGCCUUGGGUGCAGAAGCGCAAUAUGAAGGAUGCGAAUAAGAGUGUGGUUGAUAUGGAGGAGGGCCAUGCACGGUAUCGUUAUGUUCUUGUAAAUGCGGAUCAUGGGGACAGGGCGAAGAUGUGA